AUGGCCAGAGUCUCCCUGAGUCUUCCUGUUGGUACCCACGGGGGAGGGGAUCACAUAGUGCUCGAGGAGAAGGUUCGCUUGGAGUUUUUUGAGCGACAUGUCAAGAGCCUCGAGGAAGAAGUGGCAUCUGAGAGGAAACAGAAAGAUGAGUGGGUGGGAGGAGCAGCAGGGUCUGUGGUCAAAGCUGAAGUGCCAUGGUGCAUGGAGGUCGAGGGUGCUGCAAAAAACCUCAGUCAAGAUGUUCUUUUUCUGGAGCUGAGAAUCUUUAAUUUGAAAUGUAUUAAUCCACCAGUAAUGCAGAGUAUGUAUCUCAAGUCUCCCCUUAAAAGCCGUUAUCAGACUGGGGAAACACUGGAGUAUGCGUGUAAAACAGGAUACACUUACAUGUGGCCUUAUUACCUCUUAACUACUUGUGAGCCAAAUGGCUCAUGGAGCUUUCUUGAAGAAGCUUGUUUAAAAAAAGCAUGUCCAGAGCCAGAAAUCGAAAAUAGUGAAAUAUUUGCCCCAAAUGACAGCUUGUCGUUUGGAAAUGCAAUUCUGAUAUCUUGUAAUGUGGGUUAUUACUUAAAUGGAAAAAAAACCCUAACUUGUAACCUUAUUGGAGGAGAAGUUUAUUGGGAUGAGAAGUACCCAGUAUGUGAAAGAGUUUUAUGCGGACGACCUCCAAAAAUAGAAAAUGGAAAACACACCAAUAGCUACAGAAAUAUAUUUGAAUAUAGUGAAUUAGUGACUUACAGUUGUGAUCCGUUAAAUGGACCAGAUCAAUAUUCACUUGUUGGAGAGAGCAAGCUUAUUUGUUCUGCACAUGGCAAUUGGAGCAGUGAUGCUCCUAAAUGUAAAGUGGUCAAAUGUAAACCUCCAGUACUCGAACAUGGAAAAGCAAUAUCAGAAAUUAGAGAAGUUUUUACCUACAAAGACGUGGUGAUACUUGAAUGCCUCCAGGGUUUUUACCUUAAUGGCAGCCAUGCAGUCUUCUGUGGUGGUGAAAAUACUUGGGAACCUGAGAUGCCGAAGUGUAUUAAAGGUUACAAGCCUACCUAUCCAAAGAAGCCUCCAGUUUCAAACUAUCCAGGAUAUCCCAAUCCCAAAGAAUUACCGUCACUUGAAGACUUUGAGGAAUUAGAUGUAGGAAGCUUUGCUGUGUUUAUCCUAACAGUAAUUGUUGCCAUUUUACUAGUUUUGACCUGCCUGUACAGAUGUCUUCAAAGAAGGAAGCAGCAGGAGAAGGAGAAGAAAGACGAGGAGGAGAAAGAGAAGAAAGAGAAGGAAGAGAAGGAGAAGAAAGAGAAGGAGGAGAAGGAGAAGAAAGAGAAGGAGGAGAAGGAGAAGAAAGAGAAAGAGCAGAAACGGUCAACUACAGUGCAUUUUCUCUUAGUCUAACCUUUUUACUCCAGACAUACUUUUGUGCAGUUAUUAUUUGUAGUCCAUGUUGCAUGCUGUGUUUUCUUUUUUUAUGUUCGUGCAUGAGGGUGCUGUCUGAAAUGCAUUUCAUUACUGAAAAUAUUUUUAGCUACUUUUCAUAUCAUUGCAACAGGAGAAAUUUAUGCAG
Messenger RNA from Camelus dromedarius (Arabian camel), 1549 nucleotides. RefSeq names its product membrane cofactor protein-like. The record is from RefSeq and is a predicted model, not a curated record. NCBI's taxonomy places the organism in Eukaryota, Metazoa, Chordata, Mammalia, Artiodactyla, Camelidae. The transcript is spliced from 12 exons. Bases 1 to 1380 code for a protein of 459 amino acids.